AAUCAUUAGUCAUGGCUUCGGUUACAGCAACCGAACAGUCGAGGAAGAAUGUCGAAUUUAUCGUGAAAAAUCUUCUAGCGGGCGGUGUGGCCGGCAUGUGCUCAAAGACGGCCGUCGCGCCACUCGAUCGUAUCAAGAUCCUGCUGCAGGCACACUCGAUCCACUACAAACAUCUCGGCGUAUUUAGCGGCCUGAAGCACAUCGUCAAGAAGGAAUCCUUCUUCGCGCUGUACAAGGGCAACGGUGCACAGAUGGUACGGAUAUUUCCGUACGCUGCCACCCAGUUUACCGCGUUCGAGGUGUACAAAAAGUAUCUGGGCAAGGCGCUCGGCACGAACCUACCGAUCAAGCACGCGGAUAAAUUUAUUGCCGGUGCGGCUGCAGGUGUGACCGCCGUCACCUUGACGUAUCCGCUCGACACGAUAAGAGCCCGGUUAGCGUUCCAGGUUACGGGUGAGCAUCGGUACAACGGCAUUGUACACACUGCCGUAACAAUCUUCCGGACGGAGGGUGGAUUGCGUGCCUUAUAUCGUGGAUUCGUUCCAACGCUGAUGGGCAUGGUACCGUAUGCCGGAUUUUCAUUCUACUGCUUCGAGAUGCUUAAGUUUGUCUGCAUGAAGUACGCACCGGGCUUAACGUGUAAAAAAUGUGACCGAAACACCGGAGGACUAGUACUUUGCGUCCCAGCAAAGUUACUUUGUGGUGGAUUUGCCGGAGCCGUUGCACAAUCCUUCUCCUAUCCAUUGGACGUUACGCGAAGGCGGAUGCAGCUCGCUAUGAUGAAUCCAGAAACAGCGAAAUUCGGCAUGGGCAUGUGGAAAACGUUAUCCAUUAUCUACAACGAGAACGGCAUCAUGAAGGGCCUCUACCGGGGGAUGUCGAUCAACUAUCUGCGCGCCAUACCGAUGGUGGCCGUAUCCUUCUCUACCUACGAGGUGUUAAAGCAGGCCCUCAAACUAGACACGGGCAUGAAGAUUUAGAACCAGCCGGUGGACUA
Messenger RNA from Anopheles maculipalpis, 997 nucleotides. RefSeq names its product solute carrier family 25 member 16-like. Gene Ontology annotation, cellular component: mitochondrial inner membrane. The transcript is spliced from 6 exons. Bases 12 to 980 code for a protein of 322 amino acids. NCBI's taxonomy places the organism in Eukaryota, Metazoa, Arthropoda, Insecta, Diptera, Culicidae. The record is from RefSeq and is a predicted model, not a curated record. Gene Ontology annotation, biological process: transmembrane transport.